Molecule: messenger RNA, 1987 nt
Organism: Mytilus trossulus (common blue mussel)
Lineage: Eukaryota; Metazoa; Mollusca; Bivalvia; Mytilida; Mytilidae
Product: E3 ubiquitin-protein ligase TRIM22-like
Exons: 2
Coding region: 96-1784 (562 amino acids)
Molecular function (GO): zinc ion binding
Source: RefSeq, a predicted model, not a curated record
CGGGGUCACUGAACUUGUGUCUUUGAACGGUUACAAAACAUAAAGAUAUGUCGUAUAUAAUAUAGCUGACAGCUUUUAAUAGCAGGAAGUCCAAAAUGGCUUCAGACAAACAUGUACCUUGUGGACCGUGUAAGUUUGAUGAUUUCACGAUUGAAGCAGGAAGUUGGUGCACUAAUUGUGAAGAAGGGUUAUGUGAAGAUUGCGAAAACGUUCAUAGAAAAAUCAAAUUAUUACGAAAUCAUAAGGUCAUUUCAAUAGAAGAUUAUCGUAAGAUUGAAAAUGUUACCAUUUCUUUGGUUUGUGAACUUCAUGGAGAAAACCUAGAGUUGUUCUGUCAAAAUCACGAUAAAGCCCUGUGUAAGGCUUGUAUCAGGUCACUUAACAAGUUAUGUCCUGGUGUUGUACCAAUUAGUGUUGCAUCAAAAAAAGCAAGACAAUCAACUGCUUUAUCUGACCUUGAGAAAGAAAUCCAGGGAACACUUCUUAACAUGCAAGAAUUCACAAAAAAUCGUGAAUCCGCUACUAAAGAAAUUGAAAAGCAAGAAUUGAUGGUUAAAAAUAUAGUUUUUGAAACGAGAACAAAAAUAAACCGCUACCUAGACAAGCUACAGGAAAAACUAUUGCUCAAACUAGGUUCUAUAUCUGACAAUUGUAAAUCGAAAAACAAGGAACUCCUUCAAAAACUAGAAUCAAAGACAAAAUUGCUAAUCAAACUAAAUGAACAGACCCUUCAAUUGAAACAACUGUCUUCUGAUAUACAACUGUUUCUCGGAACGCGCCAGGUCAAUGAACGGAUCGUUAGCGAGAUCAAAUCCAUCAAGAGUGAAAUGAGUGCUACCAAAGAUUUUGAAUUAAAAGUAGAUAUUCAUAGUUUAAUUGAAAAUUUCUCAAAAAAAGUUGAGGACUUUGGACAAAUAAAGGUAUUGGAAAGUUGUACUGAGUUUGAAUUCAGAAACUACAAAAUGGAUCAAGCUCAAAUUGAGGCCAGCGUCCCAGCAUCGGGAAUCCUUUCCAAUAUGAAACUUCAGUUAAUUAAAACAUUUCAAAUGAAGAGGGAAAACGACUUCGUAAUAGAUGUUAGAGGUUGCGUCAUAUUACCGAAUGGUAAUUUGUUGAUGACGAAUUACUCAAAACAGAAUCAACUUGUAGAGUACAAAUAUACCGGUGAACACAUGCGUGAUAUUCAAGUCUCGGCGUUGCCAUUUUUCAUUGCAGUUAUAGAUCCUAAUCGUAUUGCUGUGACGUACGGGGACACCGCGAAAUUCAUGGAAAUAAGAAAUACUCAUUCUUUUCGCGCCGAAAAAGAAAUUCGAUUACCAAGUAAUGGUUAUGGAGUAUCACAUGAGGAUGGCAGACUUUAUGUAAAAAGUGGAAACUCUACAAUACAAGUCAUGGAUUUAUCCGGAAAACAAUUGGAAACAUUGAAAUUAUCAUCUGAUAGUGUGCUUAACAUUACAACUAGCAGAGACAAGAUAUUCUACACAGAUUACAAGAAGAACAUAGUACAUUGUUGUCGUUUGAAUGGAGAAGAGUUAUGGCAGGUUAAAAGGGAAUCCGUUUCACACCCUUAUGGUGUAACAGUAGACCAUGACCGUAACGUUUAUGUUGUCGGUCUUGUAUCCAAUAAUCUUACAAUCAUACAACAAGAUGGGAAAGACAGUAAGACACUACUGACAGAAUCAGAUGGACUAUUUUACCCACAGGCUGUGGACUUUGAUAUGGAUAAAAGAACACUACUCAUAUGUAAUAAAGGAGGGAAAGUUUCAAUGUACAAAGUCGUGUAACACUUUCACAUCAUAUUACAUGAGAACAUUCCGUAAGACUUCGCAUGUUUACCGAUAAGAAAACAAACAAAAUGAGCUUUGUCCUCCUUAAAGCAGUGAUCCGUUAUAUUUUUAACUAGAUUAUCAUAUGGAAAGUUCUGGUUGAAACUUUGAUGAUGUUUUGUAACUCGUAUGUUUAUUAGGAUUUCUUUGUAUUAGAUUUU